Didymodactylos carnosus is the source of this 1302-nucleotide messenger RNA. NCBI's taxonomy places the organism in Eukaryota, Metazoa, Rotifera, Eurotatoria, Philodinida, Philodinidae. The record is from the annotation of a GenBank genome assembly.
AUGAUUUGCCUUUGUCUAAUACUUUUAAGCUUCUUUUCGUCAGUCAACAAUGAACCACCUAUGUUAUUUUCAACAAAAACUAAUUAUGAUAAUAUCAAGGGUAACGCCAAAUUAGACUUAUCCAAACAAAAAUGUGAACCCGUUGCAAUAUGGUAUUUGAGUCGUCAUGCCUAUCGUUAUCCAAAAAAGAAAGAAAUGGAAAAAAUUCGAGAGGCAUUAGACGCAUUAAAGUUGAAUUUGGUUAAUAGUCCAAAAUUGACUGGUGAUGAUAAACAACAAUUUAAACAAUGGCAAAUGAAAUUUGAUCCAAAUAAACAUGAUCAUAUUUUAGCUGAUAUUGGUAAACGUCAAGCGAGACAGAUUGGUCAAUAUUUCUAUACUGGUUUACGCUCGAUUACACAUUUACCGUAUAAAAUAGUUUCAACAAAUUUACAACGUACAAAAGAGACGGCAAAGCAAUUUAUUCAAGGUUUUCUAGAUCGACCACAAAUGUCUGAUAUCAGCAUUAUUGCAAUACCAUUAAAUAAUAGCCUGUUGCAGUAUACUGAAAAUUGUCCAAAAUACAAAAUAGAUGUUGAAGAUAAUGAUAAAGCAUGUUCAAAUGCUAAAAAGUUUUUGAAAGAUAAUAUAGAAUUUGAACAAGAGUUACAACAUGUGAGAAAUCGAUUUGGUUUAACAAAAGAUCAAUUGGAUGCAAAAAUGUUGGAACAAAUCACCAAAGCAUGUGCCUAUGAAACAAGUAUCGAUGAACAAACAUCACCCUGGUGUAAAUUAUUAACAGGAAAAUUAAAUGAAUUUAAAGAAUAUGAAGGUGAUUUAAAACAUAACUGUCGAUAUGGUUAUAAAUAUCCGAUUAAUUACGAACAAACGUGUAGUUUAAUGAAACAAUUUCAUUCUGAUUUAUCAACAAUGUUGAAAAAACCUCAAAAUAAUUUUUAUUUUGGUCAUGCUAAUACUGUAACAACAUUUGUUACAAAACUUGGUUUAUAUAAAGAUCCUUAUUCAUUGGAAGCGAAACAUUUUCGCCAAAAAAACCAAUGGAAAAUAAGUUUAAUAUCACCAAUGAAUACAAACAUAGCAUUUAUUUUAUAUAAAAACUGUCGAGGAUCAGACAAUAGGUACUCGAUGCAAGUAAUACAUAAUCAACAUCUUGUUAUACCAGAUGGAUGUCAAGGAAAACCAUUAUGUAAUGUACACGAGUUUCUUAAGCAUUAUUCAUCAUUUGUCAAAACAUGUAAUUUCAAACAAAUAUGUGACACAACGGAUGGUAGUAAUGAAAAUUUACAACAUUUAUUUCAGUAG